GUUUCUUAAUGUCACACAAAUGUCACUUUUGACAUCAAUCAUGUAAUUUUACUAUUUUUUUUCAAAAUUCUGUUUACAAAAUUAUCAGUAAAAAUGUUACCCUUCAAACCAAACCCCAGGAUCCUGGCAUCAUUUUUCAAAACAUAUCCCGUUAUAUCCUCACAAAUCGUAAGGAAACGGGCGACAUUUACUUCAGAAAAUUCAGAGUCUGUCGAUUUGUCUUACGCUUCUUAUGAAAGCACUGAAUCAGAGAAUAAUCCACUUCCUCCUUUAGUAAUAUUACAUGGGUUGUUGGGGUCAAAGAACAAUUGGAACAGUACCAGCAAGGCUAUCCAUAGAACUACGGGGCGGAAAGUGAUUAGUGUGGAUGCCCGUAACCAUGGCGACAGCAGGCAUUCUUCGCAACAUAGCUAUGUCCACAUGGCUCACGAUGUUAUGAAUCUGCUGAAAAAGUUGGAGCUGUCUAAAGUGUCUGUACUAGGGCAUAGUAUGGGUGGCAGGACUGCUAUGGUGUUGUCAUUGCUUUGUUCUGAUCUAGUAUCAAGCUUAAUAGUGGUGGACAUUUCACCAGUAAAGACUAGCCCACAGAUAAACACAAUGGCAAGCUUAUUUGACGCUAUGUCCAAUGUCUCAGUGCGCCCCGGCAUAGCCAUGUCCAAAGCCAGGAAAGUAGCUGACGAACAACUCAAAUCAAUAACUCCCGAUAUCAACUUGAGGAACUUCUUAAUAACUAACCUGGUGCAGACACAUACAGGAGCUUAUACUUGGAGAGUUAACCUGCCAGCCCUCAAGGAGAACUUUACGGCACAUAUCUCUAAUUUUCCAUCCAGUUUGAAAGGGUUACAGUAUUGUGGGCCGACUUUAUUUAUAGGAGGAUCUCUGUCAGACUAUAUAGGGAAAAAUGACCUGCCAGAAAUCCAAGAAUACUUCCCACUGGCAGAGCUGGUGUUCAUCGAAGGCGCCGGUCACUGGGUGCACAGCCAGAAGCCUCAGCCCUUCCUGGAGACUGUGUGCAAGUUCUUAAAAGAAAAAUGAAUAGUUGCCAAUAAAUAUAGCAUAAUUAUUAUAGCAUACCAAAUAUUAUAUAGCAUAAUUCAUUAGAUGAUAUAAUUUGUGAUUCUGAUUACCAUUGGAGAUUUUACUUAUUUUAGUUGACAUUGUGAUAGAGAAAUGUACAAAGUACCAAAAUCAGUUUUAUUGUUGUAAAUAUAUUUUUUUGUUGUUAACCGUAAA
Cydia splendana is the source of this 1233-nucleotide messenger RNA. Its product is annotated as sn-1-specific diacylglycerol lipase ABHD11-like. NCBI's taxonomy places the organism in Eukaryota, Metazoa, Arthropoda, Insecta, Lepidoptera, Tortricidae. The record is from RefSeq and is a predicted model, not a curated record. The transcript is spliced from 3 exons. The coding region runs from base 94 to 1035 and encodes 313 amino acids. Gene Ontology annotation, molecular function: carboxylic ester hydrolase activity. Gene Ontology annotation, cellular component: mitochondrion.